Molecule: messenger RNA, 979 nt
Organism: Cucurbita pepo subsp. pepo (vegetable marrow)
Lineage: Eukaryota; Viridiplantae; Streptophyta; Magnoliopsida; Cucurbitales; Cucurbitaceae
Product: AT-hook motif nuclear-localized protein 23-like
Cellular component (GO): nucleus
Molecular function (GO): DNA-binding transcription factor activity; minor groove of adenine-thymine-rich DNA binding
Source: RefSeq, a predicted model, not a curated record
AUGGCUACUUUAAACUUAGGCUCCGCUUCUCACUUUGUUGAUCAGCUUCAGCAACAACGCCCUGAUCUCCACCUACAAACGCCGCCAAAUUCCGACCAUGUUACUAAUCUCAACCACUACAACGGCGGUGGCUCUGGUGGCAGCAGUGGCGGUGAUGUCAUGGUUCGUAGACCUAGGGGUCGCCCGGCCGGGUCGAAGAACAAGCCGAAGCCGCCUGUAAUCAUCACGCGCGAGAGUGCUAAUACACUUCGAGCUCAUAUCUUGGAGGUUGGUAGCGGCUGCGAUGUGUUUGAGGCGAUAGCCACUUAUGCACGACGGCGACAACGGGGGAUCUGCGUGUUGAGUGGAAGUGGGAUCGUGAAUAAUGUUAGCUUGCGUCAACCGACGGCAACUGGGUCGGUGUUGACGCUUCAAGGGAGGUUUGAGAUUUUAUCGCUAUCGGGAUCGUUUCUUCCACCACCAGCUCCACCGGGUGCUACUAGUCUCACGAUCUUUUUAGCUGGAGGACAAGGACAGGUCGUCGGAGGAAAUGUCGUGGGAGCUUUGAUGGCUUCGGGGCCGGUCAUCAUCAUAGCGUCAUCAUUUAGUAACGUAGCGUAUGAGAGGUUGCCAUUGGAGGAAGAAGAGUUGCCGAUGCAAGCAGGUGGUGAAGACGGGGACGGAGGAGACGGUGGUGACGAUGGUCACAACAACCCUUUUCCCGACGCAUCUUCGGGUUUGCCCUUUCUUAAUCUUCCUAUGAACAUGCCCAAUCAAAAUCAAUUUUUCGGUUGAAGGAUUGAUAGAAAAUUCACGAGCUUCAAUAAUUUUCACUCCCAAAUCUUUUUUUCUUCUGUUUUAGUUUCUUUCUGUAUUUGUGUCUCGUGUUAUGAAACUUGUUGAUCAUUCUUCAAGUGUAUCUAUCUUUGCUUUGUAAGAUAAGAUUAAUGAGAUUGAUUUGAAUUUUAUUGAGUUAAUUCAAAUCUCGUUAGAGAUCUAA